Molecule: messenger RNA, 2475 nt
Organism: Hypomesus transpacificus
Lineage: Eukaryota; Metazoa; Chordata; Actinopteri; Osmeriformes; Osmeridae
Product: transmembrane protein 184B-like
Exons: 7
Coding region: 103-888 (261 amino acids)
Biological process (GO): transport
Molecular function (GO): transporter activity
Source: RefSeq, a predicted model, not a curated record
UGAUAAGGAAAUCAGUCAGUCGACCAGCUAAUCAGCUAAUCGUUUGUGAUCUACAACUUCCUCAGCCUGUGUUAUGAGUACCUGGGAGGGGAGAGUGCCAUCAUGGCUGAGAUCAGAGGAAAGCCCAUUGAGUCCAGCUGUGUGUACGGCACCUGUUGUCUCUGGGGAAGGACCUACUCCAUUGGCUUCCUCCGCUUCUGCAAACAGGCCACCCUCCAGUUCUGUGUGGUCAAGCCCCUGAUGGCCAUGAUCACAGUCAUCCUGCAGGCCUUUGGGAAGUACAGAGACGGAGACUUCAAUGUGUCAGGUGGUUACCUGUACGUGACCAUCAUCUACAACGUCUCGGUCAGCCUGUCCCUCUACGCUCUCUUCCUCUUCGCCACCCGCGACCUGCUCGUCUCCUACAGCCCCAUGCUCAAGUUCUUCAUGGUCAAGUCUGUCAUCUUCCUCUCCUUCUGGCAGGGCAUGCUCCUGGCCAUCCUGGAGAAGUGUGGUGCCAUCCCUCAGAUCAACUCUGCCGAGGUGUCGGUGGGCGAGGGCACGGUUGCCGCUGGUUACCAGAACUUCAUCAUCUGCAUCGAGAUGUUCUUCGCAGCCGUGGCCCUUCGCUACGCCUUCACUUACAAGGUCUACAUGGACAAGAGGCUGGACUCCAAUGGGCGCUGCGCCCCCAUGAAGAGCAUCUCCAGCAGCCUGAAGGAGACCAUGAACCCGGGGGACAUGGUCCAGGACGCCAUCCAUAACUUCUCUCCAGCCUACCAGCAGUACACCCAGCAGUCCACCCUGGAGCAGCGCGGCGGCCCGGCGCUCUCCCGCAGCCACAGCACCCUCAGCACGCGCGGAGACACAGAGAAGACCCUGCUGCUCAGCUCCGACGACGAGUUCUAGAGGGACGCUCGUACACACUCUACCUAAACUCACACACACAGUGGUUGACCCCUGGGGGGUGAAUGGAGAAAAAGAGGAUUAAAUUGUUCUACAGAGAGAGGUGUGUGUGUGUGUGUGUGAGGCGGGGGUAGGGGUCUAAACUGUGGCAGAACUUAAAGAGUGAGAUGUAUUGUAUCGACUCAACAGUGCUGUUUUUAAAUUGUUCUAAAUUUGUUCUUUGGCUGUUCCAUUUCAUUGCAUACACGUGUGGCUGUGUACAGUUCAUUCAAACGCUCAUGGAAGGAGUUGAUAUUUACAGUGGAAGUGAUCUGUUACAAAGUAAGGUCACAUUUUAUUGAAAUGAAAACACAUACCUCUGCCAAUAUGGAUCUAAAAACCUGAACACACACGUACACUCAUGUCCCCUCAAGUUAUGCUUAAACACAACUUAUGACUUGCUUUGACGUACACACAUACACAUGCACACAUCCACAUGAGUGCCAUGUUCAGUAUCAUUUACUGUGGUUCAUAGAGAAACCUCCAUUUUGUUUUUCUUGGUCAUGUAUCCUCCACCCUCCUGCCAAGUCUGCCUCUUACUGAAGUGUUGCCAAAUACAUGGAGGUCCCACCUGGGAUGGCAGGACACUUUCUGACUGAAAGAUUUCGAAGUGACUGAAACUAGCAACUCAAAAGGAUCCUUUUUUAGCUGGACCUUCUCUUAUGAUCUAAUGGUACUGUUGUUUUCUUUUAAAUGAUUUAUGCUUGCUUUGAUGUUUGAUGACAUGAUGUUACACCCCUAGAAUGGUCUAAUUAUUCUGUUUGGAUAAGAAUAUUUGAGGAAUAUUAUAUCUGUACAUAUGUUUGAGUGUCUGUCAAUGUGUGUGUUGUUGGGAUUUGUUUAACUAUAGUUGUGGGGUCACUCAGAGUACCUCCAGAAAGAUAUUUUUGUUGACACUGGUGGAGGGAAACGCUCUGGGGGAAAUGCUGGGGUUGUCUAAUGCAACAGGCAACACCCACAUAGAUUACAGAUUAGUGAUGAACAGGAUUUAUCAGCAGGGCUGGACAAUUGGUACCAGGAUUAUAAUCCAGUAAUUGGGGCAUUGUGUGUUCAAGGCAGUACAAAGGAUGUCUUGAACAAGAGAAUAGGCUACAUGGAUAUGUAGUCACCCACCAGAAGAAUACUUUAAACUUUUCCCAUGGAAUUAAACUGUGGUGCUGUAGAAUUCGGCACAAUGGUGUUUACCCCCUAAUUGUAACAAUAUUAUUAUAAAAUAAUGUCAUAGACUAUGUUCUAUCCACUCACUUCUCCACACUGGAAUUAAUCCCCUCAAUAAAACAGUCAUGGUGACCAAUUGGAAUGCAGAAUGUAGUGGAAUGACCAGCAGAGGGCACCCGUGUAUAAUGACAACUUAGAAUCUUCAACAAAGUUUAUGGAAUGGAGAAUAUUUGAAAACUGAGUUGCCAAAAAUGUGAGCGGCAGUGUUGAAAUAAACCAUAUCUUGUAUAUACAGUUUAAAGAUUGAGCAGUUUGAUUUGUGAAGUGAUGAAGGUAGUGGAAUCCCAGCUGAGAAAGGCCUUGUAUUUUCUCCUGUGUUCUCUAGUCUACAUA